UGUGUGAGGGCGUCAUGGAGACAGUGGUUGGUGUUGCGGGGAGGAUGGUAUCUCUCCCCUGCAGGUAUGACACUGGGACCCUGGUGUGCUGGGGGAGAGGAGCAGAGCCAUCUCUGUUCGGCUGUGAGAACGCAGGCAUCGCUACCAGUGGAGUAGAGGUGACCUACAGGACGUCUUACAGGUCACCAGGUCACCAGGUUACCAGGUCACCAGGUUACCAGGGGAGCUGCAGAGAAAAGACGUCUCUCUCACUAUCAACAACGCCAGAGAGGGAGACUCUGGGUUCUCCCACUGCCGCGUGGAGCUACCAGGACUGUUCAACGAUCAGACGCACACUGUUCGUUUAAUUGUCCAACAAGGUGAGAAUAUACAACUGUAAUCGUGAAUAUAAAAGUGUGGCUUCUGAUUCAUUGAUGCAUGUGAAAUCAUGAAUUACUAUUUUGUUACAUUAAGAGCCAUCGCUACAAUGGAAAAAAUAUGUACUUUUUCCAGAAACAACAAGCCUAUAAAGAGCAUAAUUAUAAUAUUGAAAACGUCUGUAACGUCACCUUAUUUGAUGUGUUUUUAAAAACGAAAAUCUGUUGUUGCCCUGUAGCACCUGUUGUCCCAACUGCGCCAGCUGAACCACUGCCCACCACAGACGUCCCUGGAUCCCCUCUCACACCAGAGAGGAGCCGACAAGGUCUGUUUUGUCUGUCACUUUCUUUAAUGUCACCUCAUGUGUUUCCCCUUAUACCGUUUGAAGCUUGAGAGUGGAAAUAGAACAAAUAUAUACUUUAAUUUCUAGCACCUUUUUCUCCCAACUGCCCCAGCACACCCACUGUCCAUCACAGAAACAUCCGAGUCCCCUCACACCAGAGAGGAGCAGACAACACCACCACUAUCAUUAUCACGAUGAAGAUGAUAAACCUGUAUUGCACAUUAAGAUCAGAAAAAAAUAACAAUACAGUCUGAGAUAUCGUGGAUUUUAUUUAUUACUAGGUAAGCAAGGUCCGAUAUCCUUUGUUUUUCUGAACAUUUCGAACAUUUAUGUCAUUUAGCAGAUGCUCUUAUCCAGAGCAAUUAGGGUCAAGUGCCUUGCUCAAGCGACAGAUUUUUUUCACCUAAUCAGCUCGGGGGUUCAAACCAGCGACCUUUCGGUUACUGUCCCAACGCUUUUAACCGCUAGGCUACCUGCCACGCUUUAUGAGUGCACUACAGGCCCCGUAAUAGGUCUUGUUAAGAGAAUUAAGGCGCAGUAGUGGCUAUAAAGUAGAUCAUAUCCAAAAUGUCCCAAAUCUAAGGAAACAUACAACCAAAAUACUGUACAUAAAUGCCUUUUGUAAAUGUUUUUUUAUGUUGCAAAAUGCAAAUCUUAUGCAAAUACUUAAACAUUUUCUAUUUCAACUUUCUCUUCAAUCACAAUGCCUGAAACAAAAGCUAUGACUAUAACCCACAGCAGAACAUGGCAUCUCCAUCCCUGGAAAGGUACAUAGGACACAGUCAGAGUGGGCGCAAUCAUCUCCAUCCCUGCUUUGAUCCUAGCACUUCUUCUCAGUGAGUGGUGAAGCAUUUUUAAACAGGCAGAAGAAUUACCAAUUUUUCCUUCAAUUAUUGUAUGAAUAAUGUUACUUGUCUUUUUUCAAUCGGGGCAUUAGCUUAAUCAGUGUGUUGUAACUGUCUACUCUUUGUUCAGGGGCUAAUAUUGGCAGCAAUACAUUUAGCUGCUUCAACAGUUUGUCUCUCAGAGUGGAAGUGAAAGAGGUGACUCACUAUUUCUGCUUACUGUGCAUUAAAAGUCAAUUUUUUGUUAUUAAAUGUAAAUAAAUACUCCUCAAGAGAAGAUUUGUCCCUGAGACUUGAUUCUAUACAAAGUGGUAGACUGCGACCUUCCACAAAAUUGACAAGAGAAAACGGUUUUGGUUUUGAAUUUCAAUUCAUGUUGAACUAUGUGAACUUGCAAAAAAACAACUAUUAUACGCACAACAUUAUUUAGAAGUGAAACUAGCUGCGGCACGAAAACAGCGGAGAAGUUUAGCCUCAAGCGGUCAAUGCUGUUGGUUGUUGCAGAAAUCCCACUGACCAUCUCUGCCUUUCUGAUUGCAUGGGAAACAACUGACAGCAGGUGGAAAGGAAGUCAUGUGACUUGAGUGAAAAGACAUACAAAGACACACAUCUGACGCCCCGUUUAUACCUGCCGAUAAUAUGCUGUGUCCUGAUCUUGUCCACAUUCUCAUAUUUUUUUUUUUAUCACUUUUUUGUAUGAUUUCGAGCAUGGAAUUAAAUGAAGUAUAUUUUUGCAUCCCAGCCUCAUUUUUACUUUACAUCACCCUAUCAUGGAGACUCGCUGCAUUUAAGGCUGGUUUCUCCACUGUCUACUUUGAUGUAAGCGAUGCACGAUGGCCCCAUCUCUUUUAGCCUGGUUAUCAACUUGAUAGUUAAUUAAUAAUUUACAAUUGAAAGUCUCUCUGUGCUUCUUUCUCGCUCUCUCUGUCUCUCUUUUCCAGCAAGUGAAUGCACUGUCCCAAAAGUCUUAUGUAUUGAGGGUCAGAUUUUCACUCUGCCAUGUAAAUAUAAUGUAAAAAACUCAUGGUGUAUCAGCCAUAUGCUGAGGGAAAGGAGCCAUACCAAACUCUGGUGGUUG
Messenger RNA from Coregonus sp. 'balchen', 2623 nucleotides. The record is from the annotation of a GenBank genome assembly. Lineage: Eukaryota; Metazoa; Chordata; Actinopteri; Salmoniformes; Salmonidae.